Molecule: messenger RNA, 712 nt
Organism: Nylanderia fulva
Lineage: Eukaryota; Metazoa; Arthropoda; Insecta; Hymenoptera; Formicidae
Product: synaptic plasticity regulator PANTS
Source: RefSeq, a predicted model, not a curated record
AAAUAAGGUUAGUAAUAUUACAUUUUGAGAAGAAGAAGGUUGGCAACUCUUGACUGCUUUGUUUUAUUUAGAGCACAGCGUAAAUAAGGAUAUAAAAUGUUCAAAGAAUUAACAUUUAUUACAUAAUUUACAACACUGAGAAACAAGCACUGAUAUAAAUAUGAGUCAAGCCAAAGAAGAAAAAAAACCUCCCAAAGAUGAAUGGAUGGUGAGACCAUGUAUGAUAUAUAAGGCCGAAUACGAUGAUUGUACCAGUAUAAGAGCUCGUUUCCAUCAAUAUUUUGUAUUUGGCAAAACGAUUGAUUGCAGUCAAUGGAAAACUGAUUAUACCAACUGUUACGAAUGGGAGAAACAUAAAUCAGAAAAAGCAUAUAAAGAAUUGAUCAUGAGUGAAAAGCAACGCAGGAUAGACCGUUUACAUGCCCAUUAUCAGAACGACGUAUGGGAGAAAAGAGAAAAACCACCAGAGAAUUGGAACGCUCCUCUACCUGAAUGGAUGCAGAAGGAGUUCAAGAAUUCUUAUCUGCAUAUAAGAAGCGAAGAGUUAAAACAAGGUAAUGAAAUACCAUCUCAGCUUGAUUCGAGAUGUACUAUAUUAUGACAAUAAGCAGUGGAUUAGAUCUUUAUAAGAUUAAGUAUAGCAUGUACAAUUAUGUAUAUAUGUAUUUAAGUUAUAUAUAAACCAAAAAUUACAUGCAACAAAUAUACCAAA